AUUGACGUCUAUCCGUCGUGCAAAGAGAAGCCGUGAGAGACCAACUCUUGACCACACGCUCCUAAUCUCAAGUGCUGAAUAUGUUUGACUAGCAUUAACACACUUCAAACUUGAUGAUUCAGUAUUGCUGCUGCUGCAACUAUAGCAUUGGGUGAGGCGGCAACACCUCAUUCCAGGUCACAAGAAUGCCAAGAAUAGCAGCAGUGAUACCGAGUUGAACGUCCUUGACCUACAGGUGAUAUUUGACAGACCAUUUCCUGACCAACCGUCAUUUCGAAUUUGAAACGUGUAUAAUAUAUUUGUGAUUUCAACGAAGUUGAACCUAUCGUCAAUCAGUAUCAGCAUGUCAAAACCUUGGUUUAGAAAGAAAAAAUCAUCAGCAGACAAGACCUUUGAUGAGAUAAGCACAAUUGAUAACCUUCCCAAUUAUGGAUUUCAGUGUUUUAGGGCAUACUUCCCAGAAGAUUCUGCAGAUGUGGACAGGCUUCUCAAACACCUCCAAUAUGUGCUUAAGUUCAUUGGAAACCAUAAAUCUUUGUUUUCAAUCGAAGACAUAGUUAUUAACAAAUUUUUUACAAUUGAUAUCAAUAUUCUCCUAGAAGAUGAACAACUUUUAAUUGAUUGGCCUAACUUCAGUGAGGUUGUGAUCGAUAACUGUGAUUACUGUAUGAAAUGCCUUGGCCUGGCUAUGAAUCAAUUUAUUCUUGAUAGACAUGAAGAAAUACAUGCAGAUAAUUAUGUACAAGUACCAAUCAUACAAGCUAGAAUCAUAAAUGUUGAACCACAUGUACAACUGAAAGACCUGAAAGUAAAUUAUUAUAGCAAACUUGUCACAGUGAAAGGAACAGUAAUAAAAGCUGGCCAAGUGAAGUUAGUUUGUCAGUAUUUAGCUUUCCAAUGUGCUUCAUGUGAGGGUACACAAAUGAUCACACAAAGUGACGGUGGGUAUACACUUCCUACAAAAUGUUUGACAAGAGGAUGUCACAGUCAAAAGAACUUUAUACCUCUGCAUAUCUCACCAUACAACAGGAUCAUUACUUGGCAGAGCAUAAAGAUACAGGAGUUAAUGGGUAACGAACAGUGUGAUAGUGCUAGAAUUCCACGAUCAUUAGAUUGUGAGCUCACUGAAGAUUUAGUUAAAUGUUGUAUACCUGGAGAUGACGUAACAGUAACAGGUAUUGUGAAGGUACGAGAUGCGAAUAGCAAUAAUGGGUGUAAUAAGCAGCACACCAUUUUCACCUUAUAUUUAGAAGCAAUCUCGAUCUGCAAUGAUAAGAAACAAUCUAGAAGGGAUGUUUCAUCGGAGGGAAUGACAUUCAAUGUCAGUGACUGCCAUUUAAUACAGGAAAUUCAUUCUCAUCCAAACCUGUUCAAAUUUUUGGUCCACUGUAUUUGUCCUAGCAUAUGUGGUCACGAGAUAGUGAAAGCAGGGCUUUUGUUGUCUCUUUUCGGUGGAACAAAAAGUGAAACGUUCAGAGGUGAAUCUCAUGUGUUGAUUGUUGGAGAUCCUGGUCUUGGAAAGAGUCAGAUGCUACAGGCAUGUGCAAAUGUGGCUCCCAGAGGUAAGUACCUUUUCAACUUCAACAAUCAUUUGCUUAUGUGAAAAGAUUUCAGUUCAACUGACCACAAAUACAAAUCAAAAUUAAUGUAGUCUGAUCGUAUUAGACGAAAAAUCCCCUGGUUUGUGAAAUAAGAAGCAGUAUAUCCCUAAACAGAAUGAACUACUGUAUCUAUGUUUGUGGCAACACCAGCACUAGCUCUGGUUUGACAGUGAGUGUGACAAGAGAAGGAAACGAGUUUGCAAUGGAAGCUGGAGCUUUGAUGUUAGCAGAUCAAGGAUGUUGUUGUAUUGACGAGUUUGAUAAGAUGCCUUCACAACAUGCUUGUCUACUCGAAGCUAUGGAGCAGCAAAGUAUUAGCGUCGCAAAAGCGGGGAUAGUUUGCAAUUUACCUACAAGAGCAUCGAUUUUAGCUGCUGCAAACCCCGCUGGCGGACAUUAUAAUAAAGCGAAAACUAUUGCAGAAAAUCUGAAAAUUAGUUCGCCUAUGCUUUCCCGUUUUGAUUUAAUAUUCAUCCUACUGGAUCAACCAAACGAGCAAAUGGAUUUGUUGUUAUCAAAACAUGUGCUUGGCCUACACAAAGCGGCUAGAAUCAAAACCAACGUUGAAGAAAAUACUUUCGAAGAAUCAGACAUGGAGCAGGAUUCCUUGAGAGAACGUUUGAGAAAUACGGGCGAGAUCAUAGAUUAUCUUCCACAUCCACUAUUCAGAAAAUAUAUAGCUUAUGCUCAAAAAUAUGUCAAACCUUAUCUGUCGGACGAAGCAAAGGAAAUUAUAAAAGAAUUUUAUUUAUCCUUGAGGAAACAAUUUAAAACAGGAGAUUGUACACCCAUCACUACUAGGCAGUUGAAUUCCUUGAUCAGACUAACCCAGGCCAGAGCAAAGGUUGAAUUAAGAGAGGAAGCUACUAAGGAUGACGCCAAAGAUGUGAUUGAAAUAAUGAAAUUCAGUUUAGAUGAUGUGUUUACUGAUAGUACCGGGAUCUUAGAUAAGUCUAGGUCUCAAAUUGGUACUGGCAUGAGUACUAAAAACCAGGUGGUGAGACUGCUCACCUCAAUACAAAGAAAAUCGGAUGCUGAAGCAAAAUCUGUCUUCAGAACUAAAGAGCUCAAAGAACUCAGCGAGCAGUUGGGCAUGGAUAACAAGAAGUUUUAUCAUGCUUUGCAAACUCUUAAUUUACAAGGAUACUUAUUAUAUAAGGGUCAGAAUCAAUAUCAACUUGUUACGGCUGGUGUUUAAUUUAUAAA
This is a messenger RNA of Acanthoscelides obtectus, 2807 nucleotides long. The record is from the annotation of a GenBank genome assembly. Lineage: Eukaryota; Metazoa; Arthropoda; Insecta; Coleoptera; Chrysomelidae.